CGUCGAAGGCACAGCCAUUGGUGUCGCCUCUGCUGCACAAGCCGCCGCCACACGUCCGCGGCAAAUCGGUCGUGACCCGCUCAUCUUCGUCUGGACGUUUGUGUGGCUGGCCCUCACUCUCAAGUGGUACGCACCCACCGGCAGCUACGCUCUGUGGGCGUGGCUGGCCUUCCGCCUCUCAUACGGCGCCGUCACGGCCUAUCUCGGAUACACUGGUGUGUUCCGCCGCAACACCAAGUAUCUGCUGCCCACCUUUGUGGCGCUGGCUGGCGUGUUUGUCGACGUGGCUGGGGUGCUGCUGCCGGGCCGGCUGCAAGAUGAAGUUGCGGUGAGUGCGGCUGGGGGUGAGGGAGGGUAGAGGGGCCGAGUGGACAAUCCAGGCAAUGAGGGCUCAUCUCUCUGUGUGUGUGUGUGUGUGUGUGUGUGUGCUGCAGGCCAUGUUGAGCGCCAUCCCGCUGCCAUGGCUCUUGGCUGUGCAGUAUCCCCGUCUGCUGGCAUUCGUCACCUUCAUCAAGGUGUGCAAGAACACACACACACGAGAGCGAACGAACGAAGAUGCAUUCAUGUUGUCUGUCUGUCUGUGUGUUGGUAUGUUUGUGUCCCUGGUCUGGCUGUGCUGUGUGUCAGUGGUACAAUGGCACGUUCCCCACUGGCUGGGCCUGGGGGGUCGGCCUCGCCGACUUCAUCUACGCCGUGCCGAUGGCCGUGGUCCAUGUGCUGCUCACACAGGGCUACACUGUGUCCAACGACACGCUGCUGCUGGUGUCCAUUCCUGGCAUCCUCGUCGCUCCAUUUGCUGUGGUGGUGAGGCCGGGAAGGGCUCGCUGGGCGCGGCGCAUGGCAUCGACCUGUUGUUCGUUCUGCCUCUCGGUGUGUGUGUUGUCAGUUCAUGUACGUCUACCUGCCGUCCCCCUGGGGCAUCUGGUACACGGCUGGCAAGUCCCCCGACACACGAGAAGUGCUGUCGUGGCCCAUGGUGCUCAUGCCCUCCCACGCCAUCCCCUUCUUGGUCGAAAUUCAAGUGUUCACGCUCAUUAAGGCUCUAGUGGGCUUCUAUUAGAAGCGCUCAGCGAGAAGCGCUCAGCGAGUCGACGCCGUUGCGGCUGUUAAUACUUUCCUGUGCCUGCGUCUUUGAAGUGGCUGUGUGUUGGCUUGGGCUUUGUGAGCG
Vitrella brassicaformis is the source of this 1168-nucleotide messenger RNA. NCBI's taxonomy places the organism in Eukaryota, Vitrellaceae. The record is from the annotation of a GenBank genome assembly.